GCUGCGCGGGGAUUUGGCUGCCUGGGAGUCACGUGCACCGGACCGGAAGAUGGCGGGCGCUGCAGAAGAUGUACGAACCCUUUUCCGGGCUGGGAUCCGCGUGGUGCUAGAGGCCUGGCCGGCCUUGCAGAUCGCUGUGGAGAAUGGCUUCGGGGGCCUCCACAGUCAAGAGAAGGCCGAGUGGCUGGGAGGUGCAGUAGAGGAUUACUUCAUUCGCAAUGCCAACCUGGAGCUAGAUGAGGUGGAGGACUUCCUUGGGGAGCUGAUGACCAACGAAUUUGAUACGGUUGUGGAGGAUGGGAGUCUGCCCCAGGUGAGCCAGCAGCUACAGACCAUGUUCCACCACUUCCAGAGGGGUGAUGGGGCUGCUCUGAGGGAGAUGGCUUCCCAAAUCGCUCAAAGAAAGUGCAGAGUCACAGCCACUGCACUUAGGACAGCCAGAAAGAUUGAUGAUGAUGAUGAUGAUACGGACAGUGUGGAAGAGAUGGAGGUCUCAGCUACAAAUGAUGAGGCUGCUACAGAUGAGGUUUGCACCCAGCCUGAACCCUGUCAUCCAGCCUCUCAGGCUAUUAAGGAAGAAGAUAUAGUGGAAGAUGGCUGGACCAUUGUCCGGAGAAAGAAAUGAGUGGUUUGGGCUCUUAUUUGCUAGUUUUGAGACUUGUUUGGAGAGUUCUUGACUUCUGGACUGGUUACCCUAUCCCUCCCUUUCCCCUGUUCCCCUGUCCAGUUGGGAAGAAAAGCCCUAGGGUCCUUGGUUUUGGGGGGUAGUGGAACCUGGUCCAGCAUGGCCCUUUGGGCCUUAAAGUUACCAUCUGAGUGAUGAGGACAGAUUUGUCAGCUGUGUCUCUUGGUAAUAGUCAUUGUGAAGAGGGGAAUGUGUAUGGGUAUGGCUGGAGGAGCUAGAUGCAGGUUGACAGUGGAUAGGUAGAUUUGUGGAGGGAGAGGACCUAUAGGCGACCUGUACUCAAUGUUAGGGGGAUGGCUGGGUUAGGAAUGGUGAGUUGGGAAGAUGUGAGCAAAAGUUGCUGUGGGGCCUCUCCCUAUUCCACCCCACCAUACACUAUACACACAGGGAUAGAACAGCUGUAUCCCUGCCCAGAACAUGGAACCUCUUAGGAAUGUUCCCUUCCUGAACUCUAACCUCCCUCCCUGCAUUUCUGCAGGAAUUCUAAGACCUUGGUUAGGUAGCGAGCUUGGGAGAGCUGGGCUUUGUUUUCUGUCUCCUCCCACCUCUUCCCUAACUAUCCCAUCCCAUUUAAGUCCAGGGAUGAGGCUUAAAAUUCUAAUAAAUAGGACCUUAUUGUUUAAUCUGUGGCUUGACCUGAGUCGCCUUGGAAUCAGCCUCUUUAAAAGCUGAGCUUCAGAGUUCAGCAAGAGAGCAAAGUACCACCCUUGUAGCCUGGUACUUUAGACAAACAGCACAACAGUGUUCUGAAAGUUACUGUAAGCCUGAAAUAAACUGUAUUUUUCUUAAAAAACAAAACAAAGUAUCCAUUGUCCUCCUCCAAUUCUCCUGUCCUGCCCAGUGGCCCUGCCAUGGGUCUGGAUAAGCCAUGGGAGAUGCAGGAGGGUUCUAGUAACCACCAUAUGUAGUCAUACAUGUGAAGACACUGGCUGAGGAGGCAGGGUUGGGACAGGGCCCCAGGGUCAGUGGCAGAGCUGGCACUUG
This is a messenger RNA of Nycticebus coucang (slow loris), 1669 nucleotides long. It is a transcript of the gene TSR2, whose product is annotated as TSR2 ribosome maturation factor. The coding region runs from base 50 to 625 and encodes 191 amino acids. Gene Ontology annotation, biological process: maturation of SSU-rRNA from tricistronic rRNA transcript (SSU-rRNA, 5.8S rRNA, LSU-rRNA). NCBI's taxonomy places the organism in Eukaryota, Metazoa, Chordata, Mammalia, Primates, Lorisidae. The transcript is spliced from 5 exons. The record is from RefSeq and is a predicted model, not a curated record. Gene Ontology annotation, cellular component: nucleus.